This is a messenger RNA of Aureobasidium pullulans EXF-150, 1030 nucleotides long. RefSeq lists its product as uncharacterized. Gene Ontology annotation, molecular function: structural constituent of ribosome. NCBI's taxonomy places the organism in Eukaryota, Fungi, Ascomycota, Dothideomycetes, Dothideales, Saccotheciaceae. The transcript has a single exon. The record is from RefSeq and is a predicted model, not a curated record. The coding region runs from base 195 to 752 and encodes 185 amino acids. Gene Ontology annotation, cellular component: mitochondrial large ribosomal subunit.
CUCGAGAUGGAUGCCGUGAAGCUGUUCUAGCUGGGCAGGUACUCAAGCACGCCGGCGGACACUGACCAUGACGCCGCCGACUGGGAGCUUGCGGCCGGAGAACGGCAAAUCCCGCUUAGAUUCUCCAAUUCCAUCUCGAGAUCUUGAAUCGCUCUUUCCGCGCCGACGAGGUCAGACCAGACAUUGCAGACGAUAUGGCGACAAUCAACCCAGAGCAUGUGCGACUUGCACAAUCACUUCCUCCACGACUCCUCAACUUCUUCAAGCGCUACCCGCCGCCGGCUCUCUCACAAUCUACUACCGGUGCAACCAUCGCCGCCAACACUUCCUCGGCCGACGCAAAUGCAAACACCCCUACUUCAAUCCCAGAGAACGCCGUUUUGGAAUCGCCGCUGCAAUCCGAAAACCCUUUCAUGCCUUUCAAGAACCCCAUCACUCAAAGGUGGCAGCCCGCCUCUUUUUCUCUCCGCAAGCAAUCCGAGAUCAUCAAGCUCGCCAUUAAGCACAACGUCGUCUCUCUGCUGCCAUACACACACAAGCUGCCUGAGGAGGUCGCUCGCCGUCGUGCCGAGCACGGUCUUCGCGUCAAGGGAACUGGUGUUGGUCAGAAGGUCAAGGGAAAGAUGUGGGAGCGUACGCUCAAGGGCAGAUUGGAACAGCGCGAGAAGGCUAUGGUUGCUAUGCCCGAGAUGAUCCGUCACUGGAAGGAGAGAGGUCACGGAAGAGGUUGGAAGAAGUGGCCCAAGAACUAAACUGUUCUUCGAUCCUUACUUUCCUUGCCAUCAAUCUGCACAAAUCGGCGUUAAUCAUUGGGGGGACUUUGUAUCGGCAUACCACGAUUGUACAUUACUUUCAAAACAGAUGGGCCUUUGGCUCUUUUUCACGCUUCCUCAGGAACAGUCCUCCAUCCGCCAACCUUCAACGUAGCCGCGUGACAGUCUGUUUUAGGAGUAUGAUGGGUGUAUCAGGUUAUUGAAGAGCUCAGGAUCCAAAAAUGCAGGGCUGGAACGUGCAUUCCUACAGCAUGCGC